Messenger RNA from Oryza brachyantha (malo sina), 2509 nucleotides. Its product is annotated as putative receptor protein kinase ZmPK1. Gene Ontology annotation, molecular function: ATP binding; protein serine/threonine kinase activity. The transcript has a single exon. The coding region runs from base 1 to 2421 and encodes 806 amino acids. Gene Ontology annotation, biological process: recognition of pollen; protein phosphorylation. The record is from RefSeq and is a predicted model, not a curated record. NCBI's taxonomy places the organism in Eukaryota, Viridiplantae, Streptophyta, Magnoliopsida, Poales, Poaceae.
AUGGUUGCAAUCUCUGCCUCUCUGCUCCUCCUCACUCUGAUUCACCGGCUUUUGUGCAUCUCAGCUCUUGAUUUCCUCUUGCCAGGUUCCUCCCUGUCUAUAGAGGAUGUGCUCUAUUCACCAGAUGGAACUUUCACCUGUGGCUUCAAAACCUCCUUCGAUGGCUCCAAUGCCUCCACCUUCUCCAUCUGGUUUUCCAACUCGUCCGAAAAAACCGUUGUCUGGAGCGCAAAUGCUCUACACCCUGUGUACACCUGGGGAUCCAAAGUUGAGUUAAAAUCCGAUGGCAGCAUGAUUUUGAAAGAUUAUGCUGGCCAGAUUGUGUGGACCAACAACGUGAGCUCUUCGUCUGAUGCUCAGCAAGCUCAGCUCUUGGACACUGGGAACCUCGUUGUGAAAGGCAAAGGAGGUAACACUCUGUGGCAAAGCUUUGAUUCUCCUACUGAUACAUUAUUACCCACUCAGAGCAUUACUGCUGCUACAAAGUUGGUAUCUACAAAUAGGUUGCUUGAUCCUGGCCACUACAGCUUCCAUUUUGAUGAUCAAUACUUACUUUCACUAUUUGAUGAUGAGAAGAAUAUAUCUUUUAUCUACUGGCCAGACCCUAGUGGUACUAUUUGGUCGAAGAAUAGAAGUCCGUUCAACAGCACUACAAAUGGGGUUCUGGAUAGCCUGGGGUAUUUCCUUGGAAGCGAUAAUGCAACAUUCAUCGCUGCUGAUUGGGGUCCUGGUAUUGUGAGGAGACUAACACUAGAUUAUGAUGGAAAUCUCAGGCUGUAUAGUCUUGAUAAGGGAGACAGGACAUGGUCAGUGACAUGGAUGGCGUUUCCUCAGCUCUGCAAAGUACGUGGUUUAUGUGGUCAGAAUGGAAUAUGCGUGUAUACACCAGUUCCUGCAUGUUCUUGUGCCCCUGGUUAUGAGUUCGUUGACCCAAGUAAUCGGAGCAAAGGCUGCAGCCCAAGGGUCAACCUCAGCUGUGAUGGACAGAAGGUGAAAUUUGUUAGGCUCCGUAAUACUGAUUUCUUAGGGUAUGAUCUAACUGUUCAUCGUUUUGUUUCUCUUGCCUUCUGCAAGAAUAUAUGCUUGAAUGACUGCAGGUGUAAGGGUUUUGCCUACUGGGAAGGAAUUGGUGAUUGCUAUCCAAAAUCUGUUCUUCUUGGUGGUGUAACCCUAAGUAACCUUGGCAGUACUGGUAACAUGUAUAUCAAGCUUCCUGAGGAAGUACAAGUGUCAAUGUCCUCAAUUCCCCAUUCACAACCUUUUGGUCCUAAAUAUGGCCCUAACUGCAAUAAAACAAACAACACUUUCAUGGCAAAUUUUUUGGAUACACUUAACAGUGGGCAGAACGCAUCGAAGUUUUUGUAUUUCUACGGAUUUUUAUCAGCAAUAUUUCUAGCAGAGAUAGCAUUUGUUAUAUUAGGAUGGUUUAUUUUGAGGAGGGAGGCCAAGCAAUACAGAGGAGUAUGGCCAGCUGAGGGUGGAUAUGAAAUGAUAGCUAACCAUUUUCGCAGGUACACCUACAGAGAGUUGGUGUUGGCCACUAGAAAAUUUAAGGAUGAGCUUGGAAAGGGCGCAUCAGGCAUCGUGUAUAAGGGAGUCUUAAAAGACAAUAGGGUAGUGGCUGUGAAAAAAUUGGUAGAUCUAAAUGAAGGUGAAGAAGAGUUCCAGCAUGAAUUGAGUGUGAUUAGCAGGAUUUACCAUACAAAUCUGGUGAGGGUUUGGGGAUUCUGUUCUGACGGUCCACACAGAAUAUUGGUCUCAGAAUUUGUGGAGAAUGGCUCGUUGGACAAAAUCUUGUUUGGCCGUGAUGGCUCACACAACUUACUUGGAUGGAAGGAAAGGUUUAAUAUUGCGCUUGGCGUGGCAAAAGGAUUGGCAUACCUUCAUCACGAAUGCUCAGAGUGGGUAAUCCACUGUGACAUGAAGCCUGAAAAUAUAUUGCUGGAUGAGAACAUGGAGCCAAAAAUUGCUGACUUUGGCCUUGCAAAGCUCCUGAACAGAGAUGGAUCUAAUAAAGACAUAUCAAGGAUCCGAGGAACAAGAGGUUAUUUGGCACCUGAAUGGGUUUAUAGUCUGCCAAUAACCGCGAAGGUAGAUGUGUACAGCUUCGGAGUUGUGCUUCUAGAAUUGCUAAAUGGAGCUCGUGUUUCAGAAUUAGAAAGGAGUGAUGAUGAGGAUGUGAAAAUGGCCCUGGGAAGGGUAAUUAAGCUAUGUUCAGAGAAACUUAAGUCAGAUUGCAGCAAUCAGUCUGGGAUUGUUGACUUCGUUGACACCCGAUUGAAUGGCCAAUUCAACAACUCACAAGCAAGAAUGAUGAUGGAACUAGCUAUCUCAUGCCUUGAAGAAGAUAGAGUCAGAAGACCAACCAUGGAAUGUGUGGUACACAAACUUUUAUCAGUUGAUGAAGUCAGUACUCAGUAGCACACCUGUAACAACAACUGUGUGUUCAAUUUGAACUUGCUAAGUUAAUAAAGACUAUGCAAAAAGGUAUGCCCAAAACAACACAAAA